UGGCCGGGCCUCAAUGUUUCGUUCCGAUCAGUCAUUAGAGACGCGCAGAUAUCUCCGUGGCUCGACGAGAAUCAUCUGCAGUACUGUACAGCCUCGAUAUUUAGCGAGCCUGACCUACUGUGACCAUGAGUGCCUCAAUUGACGUAGCCGGCAUUCUUCGUAUUGUGUUUUCCGAUAACUGCUUCCUUGUGGCUGCUAUCGCUUGCUACGCGUUUGAUCGUUGUAUCCGCGCCGGACGCGAAAUCGACCUGAUAUGGAGCCGUGGCUAUUCCUUAGUCUCGGCUCUCUACGUACUAUUGGAGGUGUCCACCGUCCUCUCCUUGGGCCUGUUAGGUGCUCAAAACCUCCUGAAUCUGGGCUGCAAGGUAGCACUUCCCGAAAAUAUUGCACUACAGGCUAUCACGGCUAGCUACGACGGAGUUACAGCCGUCAUAGCUGCUUUGCGUGUCUACGCUAUCAACGACAGAGAUUGGCAACUAUCUGCUGUUGUACUCCUAUUGCUCCUUCUGCGCAGUGCUUUCGACCUGGCGAGUGCUCACCAGUGUGAUCAAUCGUCUGAUUAACCAGUAAGACUUCGCAGUUCGAGGGUAUCAUUGUGUUUGCCGUUGAUGUCCCUCCGCCCGUCGGUUGUGUUCUUGGUGUUGCCUCAUCGGCAAGCGAACCGUUCUCUACAUUGUGUCCCUUGCCACAUCAAUGGCUGCCGAUGCUCUCGUGUUCAUCGUGACCUGGCGCCGCACCUAUCAUGUGGCACGACUUUCCCGCCAGGCGAACGUCCAGGCAUCUCUGAGCACACUAU
Molecule: messenger RNA, 796 nt
Organism: Rhodofomes roseus
Lineage: Eukaryota; Fungi; Basidiomycota; Agaricomycetes; Polyporales; Fomitopsidaceae
Exons: 7
Coding region: 126-563 (145 amino acids)
Source: RefSeq, a predicted model, not a curated record